ACAGCAAUUAUUUUGGGCUGCACUGUAACAAGGGAAAGAAAAGAGGGAUUAAAGGGAUCAUCAGUCCCAUCACCAAGUUGUAUGAACUGUUUACAAUCUGAAAUUUAAAUAAAAUACAUGUUUACUGUAACAAAAAAGUUCUAUGGAUAUGCAAGUGUGUGAGUACUUACAAUAAGCUGAAAGGCUAAAUUGGUAUCAUAGUCAAGGUCAUAGAGAUAAUAUUUGGAGAAAUUGGGAAGGGGUAGCAAAAAGCUUUUCCAACAAGGUAAGGGCUAUUGCAGACUGGAUACCUCCUGUAGUAGGCUUCAUUAUGCUCAAAUUUGAUGGCAGCAGUUUAGUCAAUCCAGGGCCUAUUGGGAUUGGAGGAGUUUUCAGAAACAGAGAGGGUCAUGUUAUUGCUUUGCACUCAGGGCCGGCAGGUUUUGGGGACUCUAUACAUGCUGAAUUCCAGUUAGUGAUGCAGGAGCAUAGCUUGUCAGAGAUUUGAUGCUGACAGAUUGCUUAUUGAAAGGGAUUCCAAACUAGUUGUUGGGUGGUUAGAGGAUCUAGAUACAGUAUUGUGGACUUACAGGGAAGCAGUGGAAAGGUUUAAAUGGCUAACAACAAACAUGACUGUGAGAAUUCAGUGGGAAAGAAGAUCGGCUAAUGGGAUGGCAGACCAUAUAGCCAAGCAAGGGGCUUUUAGGUUAUUAAGGCAUUAAUUGGUUGUUGUAAAGUUGUAUUGCACUGACAACUAAAAAAAUGUCACGUAGGAGGACUAGGUGUACAGUUUUGAUUGAUGCUGAAGAAGCUGAAACUCAACAACAACAAGAAGCUCAACCACAAGCCACACAACAAUCCCAACCCCAAACACAACCUUCCCAACAACAGUCCCAAAUCCAACCACAAGCUACAUAUAAUGAAACACAGGUUGAAGCUUCUCAACGAAAGAGAACCCGUGGCCCUACAUUAUGCAAGGAUUUAUUUAAAAUUGAUCCCACAAAACGUCUGAAGGUGGGUUUUAAUGAAAUGUGGCAACCUAUUGGAGAUUCUGGAGGUAGCUUUAGUCAAUUUAUAGGGACCCUUGCAAGAAAUGGGUUGAAACUACCCAUUGAUGCUAGUGAUUGGAGGAAGGUGCCUCAAACGGCUAAGGAGGACUGUUGGAAUUCUGCAAAGCAAAUAUUUGUUAUUCCUGAAGAAAGCAAAGAUUGGUUCAUGAAGAACUUGGGUAUCAAAUGGAAAACGUGGAAGUACCAAGUGAAAAAGAAAUACGAAACUAAUGCAAAUAAUCAAAGGCCUGUUGGUGAUCCACGCAUUAAUAAUGAGCAGUUAUCUAAUUUGGUAGCUCGGUGGAAUUCUGGCAAGUGGAAGUAUCUUAGUUCUAAAAAUAAAAGCAAUCGAGAAAAGCUACAGUUAGUGCACUGUGCAGGCACGAAGUCUUUUGCUAGGAUCCACCAUGAUGAGGAAAAGUUCAUGACCCGAGCAGAAUUAUUUGUCAAGACCCACACGCGGAAUGAUGGAAAGGCUGUCAAUGAGGCCUCUGAGAAUGUCAUUGCAAGUACACGGAUACAACAAAUUAUGGCUUCCCAAACUGUUCAGUCUUUAUCACAAGCUACCCCUAUUGCUGCAAAAGAUGAUGUUCUUAGUCAAGUACUUGGUGAAGAGCGUGGUGGACGUGUUCGUGGUUUAGGGUUGGGCCCAACUCCAAUAUCUUUGUGGGGUGCAACCACCAAGCAUCAAAAUAUAGAACUAGUUGCUGAGAAUGGAGAGCUUAAGGAACAGAUUAACUCAUUAACCAAUAAAUACAAUGAGUUGGAUGAUAAAUUGAACAAGGUUCUAGUGAUGCUGCAUAACCGAGAGGAUUCAACCAAUGUUCCAUUCAUAAAUUCGCCACACAGUAUGCAUUCCUCUAGAGCAAGCCACAUGGCUGGAAGCCUUGAUCUUCAGGAUGAUGAGGUUCCCAACAAUUCUCCUUUAGUUAAUGAUACUGUCAUUCCUGCUAUGCCAACAACAAAUAAUCAGGAUGGUGUUCAUACUACUCCUGUGGUUGGUGGCAUUGUUAAUCCUACUGCAGAAGAAAUAAAUAAUCUGUGUGAACCGGUAAAAUUAUUGGACUUGGACAAUGAGGUGGUUGCUUAUGCUCUUCUCAAGAACAGAGAUCCUACAAAAAAAGUACAAGGGCGACAAUUGGGAGAUAAAUGGUCAGAAGUACUAGUUAGGCUUUCAAUGAAUGACAAUGCACCACUUAUGAGGACAGAUGCACAACGUAUAACCAUCAAAGAUGCUGUUGCAACACAAACAAUUGCUUGGCGAAAUGAUUAUAUAGAACCAGAUCUUUUCUUGGCAAAAAGGAAUUUCAUUAACAGUCGUAGAGAUGCAAUCAGCAGACAGGCCAUAGAUGCAAACUCAACUCAGGAAAGACGGCGGACACAAAGAAACAAAAAAACAAGAGGCCAGGCUAAACAACAAACUGCAAUGUCUCCAAAUUUGUAAAACAAGAAGAGUUUGAAGCUAACGGAGGGAUUAACUAAUCAGGUGGGGCUCGAUAUAACAACUUCAUUAACUCUAUCUGCUCUUUCAGCAGCUAAGCAGUGACCAACCCUGUUUCCAUUAUGAGAAAUAAAGAGAACUGGGCCUACUGACCUUUUGCCAAUUGAA
Nelumbo nucifera (sacred lotus) is the source of this 2637-nucleotide messenger RNA. Lineage: Eukaryota; Viridiplantae; Streptophyta; Magnoliopsida; Proteales; Nelumbonaceae. The record is from RefSeq and is a predicted model, not a curated record.